Arvicola amphibius (Eurasian water vole) is the source of this 285-nucleotide messenger RNA. RefSeq names its product C-C motif chemokine ligand 1 (gene Ccl1). Bases 1 to 285 code for a protein of 94 amino acids. Gene Ontology annotation, cellular component: extracellular region. NCBI's taxonomy places the organism in Eukaryota, Metazoa, Chordata, Mammalia, Rodentia, Cricetidae. Gene Ontology annotation, biological process: inflammatory response; cellular response to tumor necrosis factor; immune response. The record is from RefSeq and is a predicted model, not a curated record. Gene Ontology annotation, molecular function: CCR chemokine receptor binding; chemokine activity. The transcript is spliced from 3 exons.
AUGAAACUCAUCAGCAUGGCCCUGAUGUGUCUGCUGCUGGCUGCCAUGUGGCCACAAGAUGUGGACAGCAAGAGCAUGCACGUGGCCUCCUCUCGCUGCUGCUUCAGCUUUCUGAAGAGAAUGCCUUACCAGAAGUCAAUCCAGUGUUACAGAGAGAUCAGCCCCUCCUGUUCCCACCGGGCUGUUGUAUUCAGGAUGAAGAAAGGUCAAGAAAGCUGUGCCAAGAGAACAGAUGCGUGGGUUCAGCGUUACCUGAAGGAGGUGAAACCCUGCCCGCUGAGGUGA